Messenger RNA from Cetraspora pellucida, 1248 nucleotides. The record is from the annotation of a GenBank genome assembly. NCBI's taxonomy places the organism in Eukaryota, Fungi, Glomeromycota, Glomeromycetes, Diversisporales, Gigasporaceae.
AUGUCUAAAGCUAGCAACCAUAAAUUAGAUAUUGAUAAUUUGGACUUUAAACAUAUUUAUACGUUUGAAGAGUUUGAAUCAAUCAAUGAACAACUAAAGACACACACCUUGAAGAUCGAUGGAAACCCGGUAAAUCUAUUUGAAUUCCAUGAAGGAAAACUCCUACCAAUGUCACAAAAUUCAAUAAGCAAGGAAGCCGUUGUUUGUGAGAUCUCCAGGCAACUUUGCAAUUGGAAUGUGUAUACGCGUCAAAACGGAAUUAUCACUACAUCUCAGGGUGGAUUUAAUUUCGGUAAUUCUGAUCAGCGAACAAUUUGUGCACCUGAUGUUGCAUUUAUUCCAAAAAAUAUUUACCGUUCGCUUGAUCAUCAACAACAAUGGACCUUCAAAGGCCAGUCGUUUACACCGACAUUUGUUGUGGAGGUUGCGGUUGUCCAAGAAGGUUAUCAAGAGUAUAAUGAUUUAGAUAAAAAAUUCAGGGAAAUUUAUUUGCGACAGGCUCGUCAGUUGGCCUUGGUUGAUGGUGGUAGUAUUUUACCGGGAUUCAUACUUAAAGUGCAGACAAUUGAUGAUACAAUUUCACAGGAAUACUCAGAAUCAUCAUCAUCAGAAAGUGAUGGAACAAUCGAUUGUCCUAAAUGUAGUGUAACUUUUUCAAAUAAUUAUGAUUUUAUGAAACACUUUGAAAAUAGCCAUGCUCGAAGAUGGCAUCUAAAAAAUUUGGAUAAAGUUCCAAAUCAUCUUGCUGUUUUAUUUUGGGGGGAAAUAAAAGAGAAAAGAUUGAAAGAAGCUGCACAAUUAUGUUGUUGGGCUUGGUGUUCGGGGAUAAAGGUGUUGAGUAUAUAUGAUGUUAAAGACGAUCUAAAAAAUAAUGCGCAGUUAUUACAAUCUUAUAUUGAUACUUUUUCCCGACAUUUUUUUAUUCAUGAGAAAUUUAUUCCAAUUAUCCGUGUCACUGCACUUGGUGUAUCAACAAAAUAUUCAAAUAAUGAAAGUUCGAACUUACCUGAUUUGCAAGUAAAUUUGAUCUCAUACGCAGAUGGUCGUACACGGAUAGUGGAAGUAGCAAAAAAUAUGGCAGAAGAUGUAAUGCAAGGGAAAAUGAAAAGUAAUGAGUUGGAUGCAGAAGAAUUAGAUCGUCGAUUAAUACCUCAAUUCUCUGAACCUCAACUUCUCAUACUCUUUUCACCUAAAAUUGAGCUUGAAGGCUUUCCACCUUGGCAUAUUCAUCUGACUGAGAUAUUGUAA